AUGAUGCUUCUUUCUUCUAGACUACUAUCACGUUUGAGGCAGUUCCAACGUUUGUCUCUCCCAACUGCAAGGUACUUUUCAACCCAAAUCCCUCAACUUCGACUGAAGAACGCUCCAAAGAAGAGGAUUGGUGCACAAAAGUUGCGUAGGACUGAUCCUGCUUUUCAAAAUGAAUCAGCGAGCUAUAUUCUUUCGCUCUUGGACAGGAACAAGGAAAGCCAAACCUCGAAAACAUUGGAGAAUUAUCUAUCAAUUGUUACUUCGGUAACUGUGGGUGAUGCAAUCAACUUUGAUAAAGUAGUUGAUGCUAUUCAACUGGAGUAUAAAUACGAAGUAAUAGUACCUGAUGAGGUGAUAAACAUUGAAGUUUCAUCAAAAAAUCUCAUGGUUUUAUCCAAUGGAACUUUAGUGGGAUGGGAUUUCACCGAAGAUGAGAUAAUCAACAAAUUAUUGCCAAAGAUUGAAGACGCAGUAGAGUCCAAAUUCAGUGACUUUGAAAGUGAAGAGUUAGAUUGGAUAGGAUUAACCCAUUUGCCAAAAGAGCCAUUAAACAAUGGUAACAGUUAUUUACAUGGUGAAAUUUUGGUGGUGCAAGGAAACAAUCCCGACAAAAGGUUACUAGAUAUGGCAGCAUUUGCAAUUGGACUCAGCAGAUCUACGAGGUUAUCCAUCUUGGAAGCCCAAUUGGACGAAUUCCUCACCUUCACUAGAAAAAAUUCGGAAAUUUUAUCGAGUGGGAAACGGAUUCCAUCAACGGAACAAGAAUUGUUGCGUAUAACAGGAAGGUUGUUCUUAUUGAGGGGGAAAUUGAAUCUCUAUUCAGAAUUGAUUGAAACUCCCGAUUUAUAUUGGAGUGAACCCUUUUUGGAGAAAAUAUACAACAAUGUAUCCAAAAUACUUGAUAUAAAUUCAAGAAUAUCCAUCAUGAAUAGAAAAUUAGAUUAUGCAACGGAGGAGCAAAGAGCCUUUCUUAGUGUUUUGAAUGAAAAGAAGUCAACCAGGUUGGAAUGGAUUAUUAUAUUGCUAAUAAUGGUUGAAGUGGUGUUUGAGAUACAUCAUUAUUAUGAGAGAUAUGAAGAUAAAAGGGAAAAAAAGAGAGAGAUUUAG
Molecule: messenger RNA, 1107 nt
Organism: Lodderomyces parapsilosis
Lineage: Eukaryota; Fungi; Ascomycota; Pichiomycetes; Serinales; Debaryomycetaceae
Exons: 1
Coding region: 1-1107 (368 amino acids)
Biological process (GO): positive regulation of mitochondrial translation
Source: RefSeq, a predicted model, not a curated record